This is a messenger RNA of Salvelinus sp. IW2-2015, 2875 nucleotides long. Lineage: Eukaryota; Metazoa; Chordata; Actinopteri; Salmoniformes; Salmonidae. The record is from RefSeq and is a predicted model, not a curated record.
AUGUAUUGCUUGGUGUGGUCUCCUCUACAGAAGGCCAGUCUGAUGCCGUUCCAGCGGCUGGAUGCCUCGACCCUCUCUGAAGACAUUCUGUCCAAUGCCCAGCCCCUGCCCUGCAUGCCCCACAGUGCUGGCUCUGCCCUGACCAGAGGAGGCCUGGUGGCGUUGAGUCCUCUCUCCCCCCAGGACCUGCUCAACAUGCAGCCCACGACCUCUGACACGGACACCAGAAGCCAACACUCCAGGACCGAGAUGGCCAGUGGCUCUAUGAAGCGGUCCUCGUCCACUGUGGCUGACCAGAGGGUGAAUGGCCUGUGGCAGGAGGAGAAGAAAAGUCCUGAUAGACUGUACAGACCACGCCACAAGAGCUACAAGGCUGCCGUGUCGCGGUCAGAAAGGAAGAGGCAGUUGGACACAGAGAAGGAGCGCGGGAGGUCUAAAGAGCGCCGCCACCUCCUCUCCCCAGACACGUCCCGCUGUACUUCCGAGGAGAGGAGCCUGCAACCCUCACACUCCCCUAGCCGUGAGCGCACACACCCCCUGGACAAACAGGGCAACAGCUCCGACAGCCCCAUCCCCACCUCUGAAUCUAGUACUCCUAGCCGUCGCCCCCUGUCCCAGACCUCAACACGCUCCCAUCCCCACAUCUCUUACUCUCCUCUGGUGUGUCGCACGCACCCUCCCUCAGGGGACGAUGAUGACGACAGGGGCAGCCCAGAGACUCAGAGGCGAGGGGAAGCCUCCAGAAAGGGGGCAGGGGGAGAGGGACAGAGUGGGGCGAGGGGCCGUCGCCACCAGCAGGGCUCUCCCCUGCGUCGCUACCCGUCGGAGCCCUACCUGGCCCUGCAGGAGGACGAGCACAGUCUGGACCCCACCGGGUUCAUGGAGACGCUGACUUUCGAGGCGGCGGUAGCCACCAGCCUGGGACGUGCUAACACGGUCAGCUCCACAUCCAGCUCCAGCUUCAGCUCCGCUCGACGGGGUUCCAGGAGCGGCUGGCAGGUCCCCAACGGACACUUCCGGAAACGCCUGGCUCAGACGGUCUCUGUUGCGGGCUGUGAGCCACUCAGCGACACAGAAGAGGACGACCGCUGCUAGGAGGAGGAAGAAGUGGAGGCGGAGGGGCGGUGAAGAAGGAGCGUAGGGAGUAAAGAGUUAAAGUUGUAUUACAUUAUAAAGGAAAAGGGACAUUUGUCACUCUCUUGCAUUACUACUGCAUACCUGUGUGAUUGUAGUAUGUUUGCUCAAAUGUGAGAGGAGAACAAAAAUAAGAACAUUGUUUUUGACUUUUGCAAGUGGAAUCCCUUUCAAAUCCACACAGAAAAUGUACAAUAAAUAUCUACCCACAAAUAUUUGACUGUGGUUCAUUUAUAUUUUGACUAUCAAAAUAAAGAGCGUAAUAAUAAACCUCAAAUAGCCUUGGAUGGACAGAAAAGAGAUUAAAUGAAUAGAAUUGUAAUUUGUGUCAAUAGGUAUUGUCAUAUCUGAAGGUGUUUCUCUGGCAUUGAUUCAGUGUUGCUCUUAACGGUGUGUGUGGGGUGUGAAUAUGUAACUAUGUGCAAAAUAAGGAGUAACAAUAUCUUUGAAAGCCAUGGUUUUUGUAAAUACAUGUGGGUUUCUUUCCUAUAAAUUUGCCACCAGUACCACUUGAUUGUCUGAGUAGGAUACAUGGCCAUAAAGAAGGGUAACUGUAAAAGUACUUUAUAAAUGAAUGAAAUGUAGUCAUGUCUAUGUAACAAAAUACACCCAAACAAUAAUUGAUCAAGCAAUGUUUUUUCGAAUUUUAGUAGAGCUGAGUUCAUUUUUGACCUUUUGCACCCUCCACCAUUAGAUUUCCUAUCCCUUUACUGUCUACAAAGGGAACACACUUCUUUAAUAAGAAUCUAUUCAUACGUAAACCAUGUAACUCCUGUUGUAAUUUUUUAAAGGAAUAAAACAAUCAUUAAUACAAGCAGAAAAGUGAAUGGCACAUUGUCUUCUGUUGGAAAUCUGUAUGAUUUUCUUUUCUUUUUUUACCAACUUGCAGGACAAUGGACAACAACCAACAAUGUCAUGAAAUGUGAUUGCUUUCAAUAAAAGUAUUCAUUAUUUUUCAGAAAAGGAAUGCCUAAAUAUCUAGUGUGAUUUGAAAGACAUGGCUUUGUUAUGAACAGGACUCUAGAGAACCAAAUGACUAGGACUAUACCCAGAACAUGGCUUCAAUCCAAACCUUUAUUAAGCCAAUAGGAAAACCAGCAGAACCUGUGGCUGUCUUGAACCAACCUUCAUCUUGYCGAUGUACUGUACUGUACCUGUUUUUCUUCAGAUGUUACAAUAUGUUUUUAAACAUUUGACUGAUUCAUUCCUUCUCAUCUUCCGGAAUCAAUAACUGGCCAGAAACAAUCAUGAACUUGAGUAUUUUCUUCAUCAAUGUAGCCAUCCAUGUUCUCCUCUUCUUCAUUAGCCUACCACGUAAUCAGUACGUGUCAGAUACCUCACUGCAACUGUAUAUUUUCUACCUAGAUUGGUUUAUAAAAAUACUGUAUGAGCCAUUACAGACGACACAUGUAGGAAGAUGUUUUCAACACACCUGAUUUGACCUGUUAUUUAGAAUGGUUUACUAAUAAUGUACAGUACAUUUAUACCAUGCUUUCUGCAAGAUUGUAAGAGAACAUAUCCCUUUCAGCUCACAACACACUUGAAGGGUGGAAUAGGAUAUUUCUGGAAUGUUCAUUUAAGGUACRUGUAUAUGUAUUUGUUUUAUUUGCCUGAAAAAGGGUAAUGAUUCUGUGAAACUCAUUUAACCAAAAAACAGAGAAUUGUAUAAUAAGUUCCUUGAAUGCAAAUAGUUGUUUGGUUUAUAUGUGUAAAAUAGUUGUAUAUACAGUAUGAAUAAAAG